Loa loa (African eye worm) is the source of this 307-nucleotide messenger RNA. RefSeq lists its product as hypothetical. The transcript has a single exon. The record is from RefSeq and is a predicted model, not a curated record. NCBI's taxonomy places the organism in Eukaryota, Metazoa, Nematoda, Chromadorea, Rhabditida, Onchocercidae. Bases 89 to 307 code for a protein of 72 amino acids.
UACCGUUGGAUCUGAAGGACCGAAAUAUCCAACAAACAUCUGAAUAACACAGAAACAGUCAGGAAAGGGGCAAACGACAUUCGACGGAAUGAUGUGUCAAGGGACUGCUUCGCCGAUGCGCCAUCGGCUUACAUUCAACAGACACAUACGUACAUGCAUACAUACAUACACACACAUGCGUACCUACAUACAUGCAUAUACACAUGCAGAGGUUAUGUACAUUUUAACAACACAUCGUUAUCGUCAACAUCGAUGCCUGCCACAACUAGCCAGCACUUGCAAACUGAGUGAAUACAAAAGCAAGUAA